Molecule: messenger RNA, 3081 nt
Organism: Bactrocera latifrons
Lineage: Eukaryota; Metazoa; Arthropoda; Insecta; Diptera; Tephritidae
Gene: Zn72D
Product: zinc finger RNA-binding protein 2
Exons: 7
Coding region: 265-2958 (897 amino acids)
Cellular component (GO): precatalytic spliceosome
Molecular function (GO): single-stranded RNA binding; zinc ion binding; double-stranded RNA binding
Source: RefSeq, a predicted model, not a curated record
CAAAAUAAUCGAUAAUUUGUUCGUGCACUUCCGACAAUUUUUCAGUACUGGUGUGGAGUUUAUUCCGAAAUAUUUAAGUGUAAUUUGCUGAAACGCAAUUCAACUCUUUUGGGUAUAAAUAUCUGCACAAAACGUUUAGCUUCUAGCUCUGCGAUAAUUAUUUAAUUCUGAAAAAGAAUAUAUAGAAACUGGUGACGAGUAUUCGUUGUCAAGUUUUUUAAGAAUAACUUUUCAGGUUUUCUUGAUUCCUAAAAGUUGCAAAUAAUGGCUAAUAAUAAUUAUGCCGGUUUUAGUUAUGGCGGAACUCAAUAUGGUGCAGGAGGUGCCGGAUACAAUCCAGGGCAGGUAUCUUAUCCAGCUGUAACAAACGCUACCUAUGCUAACGCUGCUGCGUAUCAAUCUGCUGCUGCUGCUGGUCAAGGUGGUUAUGCAGCUGCUGGCGCUUCAGGAGCGGGCGGCUAUGCAGGUUACGGCGACUAUGGUCGCGCACUUCCUGCAUAUGACGCAUCGAAAACAUUUUAUCAGCAAGCGUCAGCAAGCUACAACACGGCACCAGCAGCUACAGUUAGUAAAACACAUUAUUCGGCUCCACCCGUAAAAAAUAUAAACGCUGGUUCCAAAGCCGCUGGUGUUAAAGAUAAAACAAAUGGAGCUGCUAAAACAGUAGCCACUCCAGCAGCUACCACUGCUACGGCUGUUAAUGCGUACAGCAAUUACGAGUCGGCUCUUUAUAGUGCAGCUUCAAUGUAUGUUGCUCAACAGCAACACCAGCCUGGCGCUGUUAAACCGAAUGCUAAUGGUGCCUCUGCCAAUAGUUGGCAGUAUAGAGCUCCAAAGGGCGCUGCAGGUGGUGGUGCAAAUGUAGCACGUCCACGCACCAAACCACCGCCACGGCCGCAACAAUUGCAUUAUUGUGAGGUAUGCAAGAUCUCAUGUGCGGGACCUCAAACUUAUCGUGAGCACUUGGAAGGUCAAAAGCACAAAAAGCGAGAGGCAUCUUUGAAAAUGCAGGCCACUGCACAGUCUGCAGCUCAAAAUCGUGGUAAUAAUUACCACUGUGAGCUUUGUGAUGUUACAUGCACUGGUACUGACGCCUAUGCUGCUCAUGUACGUGGCGCAAAGCAUCAAAAAGUGGUUAAGCUUCAUCAGAAACUUGGCAAACCAAUACCCCCAGAUGAGCCAAAGAAGUUAUCAAAAAUCAAUUUUGUCCCAGCCAGUGGUUCUACUGAAAAUACAGAGAACGUUGAAGGCGAAAAUACUAGUGUCAACGACAACGAUAACAUAGAUGAUAAUGCUGCAUCCGGAGAAAACACUGAUAAUAUUAAACCAGUUGGUGGCGAGUAUAUUGAAGAAAUUAAGGAUGAUGAAGGGAAGAUCCUAAGCUUCAAUUGUAAACUAUGUGAUUGCAAAUUUAACGAUCCCAAUGCCAAAGAGAUGCACAUGAAAGGACGAAGACAUCGCUUACAGUAUAAACGGAAGGUCCAACCGGAUUUGGUAGUCGACUUUAAGCCCACUCCACGUCAAAGACGACUAGCUGAAGCACGUGCCCAACGUGCUCUUAUGCAAUCGCACCGAGGUGGUAAUGUUGGUUUCGGUGAUGAACAUGAGAGUAGUGGCGGAAUGUAUUGGGAUGAACAACGUCGCCGGGCGCAGUACGAUGACGAAUACGAUUACAGCAACUGGUUAGCUCGUAGCUUUGCUGGUGCUCAACGUGGAUUUGGUGGUCGCAUGGGUAAUGGUCCACCACCCUUCUUCGGAAUGAUGCCUGGUGGGGGUGGAAGUAUACGUCGUCCUGAGAGUACUGAUGAUCGUCAUGCAAUUGCUCGUCAUGCAGAGAUUUAUCCCAAAGAGGAAGAAUUGCAAACUAUACAACGCAUCGUAUCACAUACUGAACGUGCUCUUAAAUUUGUAUCGGAUAAACUUGCCGAGAAUGCAGAUGAAAAGGGUCCAGCUAAUAAAAAAGAAAAACUUGAGAAUGCUCAGGUAAAGGACGGACGCGAUAAUCAAAUGUUAUCAUUCCAAAAAGAGGCUGAUAGCGGAAACGUACGCAUUCUUAAGGGCGUAAUGAGAGUCGGAUUUUUGGCCAAAGGUCUUUUAUUACAGGGGGAUAAUGCAGUUGAAUUAGUGGUUUUAUGUUCUGAAAAACCAACAGUUGGAUUACUAAAACGUGUGGCCGUUGAAUUGCCAUCUAAAUUAAAGGAAGUGGCAGGAGAAAACCCAGUUGAAUAUACGGUUGAAGUUGUAGCUCAAGACUCAGCUGUCAUUGUGCGAGACGAUGUAGUGUCCGUUAAGAUUUCACUUACUUCGCCCCUAUUGCGCGAAGCUACGCAGGAAGCCAAAAAUGAUGCUAACGUUAACGGAGGAACAGGAGAUCUUGCACUACUGCCGCGCGAACCGUGUCUAAAGGCUUUAGCUGAAUUGCGACACGCCAAAUGGUUCCAAGCACGCGCGACCGGGCUUCAAUCCUGUGUAAUGGUAAUACGUAUAUUACGUGACCUUUGUCAACGAAUCCAGUCGUGGCAGGCAUUACCACAGUGGUCCCUAGAAUUGUUGGUUGAAAAAGUGAUCUCAUCAGCUGGUUUCCCAAUAUCUCCAGGUGAUUGUCUUCGUCGUAUAAUGGAGGCUUUGGCUUCUGGUUUUCUUAUUAACGGACCGGGACUCUUAGACCCAUGUGAAAAGGAAGCUCAAGAUGCUUUGCAUGAUUUGACUAAGCAGCAGCGCGAAGAUCUAACCGUUUCGGCACAAUUGUUUUUGCGUUACAUUGCAUUCAGGCAAAUUUACAAAGUCCUUGGAAUGGAUCAGUUACCGGCAUUGAAAUUUCCUAUCCGACCAUGGCGCUUAAACCGCAAACGCCGCCGUUCUUCUGGUAAAGGUGGUCCGGGUGGUGAAACAGAUAUGGCUGAAGGUGAAGAAAGCUGUACCGAUGAGAAAAUAUCUAAAAAAGAUAUCACCGCUUAAUCUCAUAAUAAUACAAAUACUGCGUUUGUAGUUUUAAAUUUCAAAUGAACGUCUCUCACAUAUUAAAAUAUAUAAAUGUUUAUCGGUGGAUACAUUGGAAACAACCGCUUCAUCCACAUAAAA